GGACGAAUGAGGCCUCGAGAAAGCCCAGCUGAAAGCCAUGCCGCGCGGUCAAGCGAAGAUAAGAUAAUCCUCGGCCUGACUUCGCUCCAUCUUUCAUCACUCCACCAAAUCGUACAAUUUCAAUCCAAAACCUUCUUUCAGCCUUAGAAAUAACCUCAUCUAUAUCUCGUGACAUACAUCUCAAUCAUUUCCAUCUCAAGUCCAUCUCACAUCACCAAGCAACAGCGAAACCAUGAGUCGGCAACGCUACGAACCUAUCCCCCAACGCGACGAAGUAAUCAUCCUAGACAACAUCCACGGCUCACCGACCUACAACUACAACACCGCGAUCCCCAACUCCCUCGCCUCCUCAAUCCACACCCCCUCCAUCGCGCCCUCGAUCCCCAACUCCCCUCCUCCGAGCUUCCACACGCACUCCCCACCCGGCACCCCGCGCCCAACACCCAGUACAUCCACCCGACAGAGCGGCGGCGGCGUCUCCUACGCAGAACUAUGGGGCGUCGCGCCCAGCACCGUGGGCGGGGCAGAGACAGAUGUUGGGGGAACGAGUAACGAUGCUCUGGCCACGAUCGCCAGCCUCAAGCAAAGAAUCGAAUGGCUCGAGGAAAGUAUCGGGAAAUUGCUUAUCGAGAAAGAUUCCCACAUCUGCAGCACGGCGGCCGCGCUCCAGGAUAGCAGACACAGUAACUGCUGCGUAACAUUCGACGAUGCUUCGCCGGAGCUGGAAAGGAUGCUUACACAGGGAAAAGGGUCGAAUUGCUGCGUUGCGUUUCGGAGUAAUGAUCGCAAGAUGGCUAAUAGACGGACUGGUAUUGUUGUGGGUUUUGUGACGAUGUUUAUGGUGUGUGUUAUGCUCACAAUUAUUUUGACGGCCGGGGCGGCGAAAGGUGGGGACACAAAUGGGGGCAGGAGGAGGCCUGGGAAUCAGAAUCUUGUGCCCGUCAUUUAUGGAGAGGAUGAGACUUAGAUGUGUGGUUGAGGGGUAGUCAUUUGGUGGGAUAUAAGUUUGGACUUCGAAAUGCACAUUUUGAUGAUAUGGGUGUCGGGAACGGAAAGGGAGCGGAUUGGUGCUGAAUUGUCUGUGGACUAGGGCGUUUGUGAAGGAGAUUUUCAAUAGUUCGGGCUUGGGUGGAGUUUGGGACAUUUUUGAUAUAUUUUCAACUUUGAUGUGCCAUUUCCUUGCUAAUAUCUACCAGCUAUAUGUUCUAGCAAGUCUAGGAGAUGUAAUGUAAGAUGUGUAAGAGCUUGUGUUAGUGGGAUCUGAAUAUUAGUUGAGCCAAAAGGCAACGCAAGACAAGGGUAUAGCAAUGAUCGUAGAACUCUUUCCCG
Molecule: messenger RNA, 1329 nt
Organism: Mollisia scopiformis
Lineage: Eukaryota; Fungi; Ascomycota; Leotiomycetes; Helotiales; Mollisiaceae
Exons: 3
Coding region: 233-967 (244 amino acids)
Source: RefSeq, a predicted model, not a curated record